Messenger RNA from Paramuricea clavata, 5616 nucleotides. The record is from the annotation of a GenBank genome assembly. NCBI's taxonomy places the organism in Eukaryota, Metazoa, Cnidaria, Anthozoa, Malacalcyonacea, Plexauridae.
AUGGUUGUCCUCCUUGGAGUGUUCACGAAGCCAAAAGACGAUCUCUACGCCGUCGAAGGCAACAUAAGCAUCCUGCAUGAGGAUGAGAUGUAUUAUCACGUUGGCAUUUUUAUCUGGUCUUUAAAUCUUAUAGGUAUUAUCUUGGGAGAAUUUGUGAACCGGUCGUGCCUGAUGUUUCAAUGAUAUGUAUACUCGAUCGAUUUGGUCUUGGAGCCUCGCUCUCAUUAGUAAACUAGGCAAGGUGAUUAGCUCACGAUUCAUGAGAGAGAGGCUCCCAGGACAAAUUAUCGAAAGGGUAUAUUCUAUUGAAAAAUCAAAUAGAAGCUAUUCAAAGUGUUUUAUUAGAGGGAAGGUCAAACAUUAAUUUUGCCGUAUUUAUGAUUAAGUCUCUUUGCCACCGCGCAAACUUGCUCAUUCAUUUUCAUUUAAUUUACUAGAUUGAGCAUUCUGCGAUUGUUAUGCAUCAAUAUAUAACUUCUUAUUAAGCCAGGAACAGAUUUACUAGAUUUAGGCUAUAUAGCAGACAGAACGAAUGUGCAACCAUUCGAAAAUUGGUCUGAUUUCAUUGGUUCACACGACAAUUCGUACGGUUAGCGAAUCGGUCACUUUGUCCUGUUCCAUGCAUGUGUCCCAUGUGAACUCAUACAUGCGAGAGUCGUGCAGAUGUGACUACAGUUGCGUGUAAACGGGGGAUUUAGUAAAUAUUAAUUAGUAUAAGUUCAGUGAUGUAGUUCGGAUAUCUGCUAAAUAGAAUGUGUUAACACAAAUUGAAUAUCUUAUAUAUAUCUGAGUCCUUGCUAUCCUGUAACCUUAAUACGACUUAUUAAAUAUUUAGUCGCAUUUCAUGAUUUUUCACUUGCACUUUGCAAGUAAAUUCAACCUUUCAUUAUAAUCAUAACUAUCAACGAGUCUUAAUUAAAAUGUUUUGUUCCAACGAAUAUCAUUUUUUUCAUUUUCUAUUUAUAAUUUCUUUCCGCUUCAUUUCAGAAUGAAAUUGAAGAAACCGAACUUUCAUUUCACAUGAGACCUCCAAGAGGUACAAUUUUAGUUUGUACUGUUUAAAAGUUGCUUCGUGCAAUUAUCUUCUACAGUUCUACAAUGUACGGUUCAUACACAGAAGACCCGUUCCAGACGGGAACUAAGAUGGAGGAGUCAGCAAUUAUUUUUGACGAAGAUGAUUCACCUUCUACGGCCAUGGACCUGGACAAAAACCACGGGUUUGGCCCGAUACCAGAGAAACGCCAGAAACGAGCUGCCUUUGUGUCUAUUGGGUUGUCUUUGAUCAUCAUGGUUGUCCUCCUCGGAGCGUUCACGAAGCCAAAAGACGAACUCUACGCCGUCGAAGGAAACACGAGCAUGCUGCAUGAAGAUGAGAUGUUUUGCAGAAAGAAUGACCAGUAUUAUCACGUUGGUGUUUUUAUCUGGUCUUUAAAUCUUAUUGGAAUUAUCUUGGGAGAAUUUGUGAACCGGUUGUGUCUAAUGUUUGAAGAAUAUUUUCAUUUGUAUACCCGGUAUGGUGGUAGCAAGAGGAGAAUGUUUGAUGCAUGUUUCAGUGAUAUUUCAUUCAGAGCUGUGUUCUUUGCGACAUUGGUCGCAUUCGUUAUCAUUGGCUCCACUCUACUCUCCCAAGGAACGAAAUAUUUUAAGUUUGAGUACAUUGAGAUCAUCCUAAGCGGUGUUGGAAGCAGUACUCUUGUACUGUAUCUUCUCAGUUUGGAUACUUUAUCUCGUGUGCAAAUAUCCUCUUUGUUGGAAAAUAACAACAGACUUGUCGCGAACGGCUUAGCAUGGUCUUAUUACUUCGGUUACUUGAAAAUAAUUCUGCCAAAAUUACAUGAACGAAUUGCAGAGUCGGAGUGGAAAGACAAGUUGUCUUCCAACAAAUUAUUUAUCUUAAUGCCUCGAGACUGUUGGGCCUUUGGAAAGUUGUCAGACGAAGCAGAAGAUGGGAAGAUUCAACUUGUUGAAGAUGGAGUGAUUGAAUUUGAGGCUGAAAGAGCAGGAAUUUCUAAAAGAUCAUAUCGAAAUAAUGUUUACGAAAUAAAAAUUGAUGGUUGUGAGCCUCUGCAAGUCUUGGCUCAGUACGCAACACCGCUGUGCUCAAUGUACGACAUGAGCCAUUCAGCCGAGGCGAAUCUCAGCGUAGAAGACCGGGACGAACAAGCCAAGUUGUUUGUGCGCACACUCGAAGCGAUCCUGAGGAAUCCUUCUGUGCCUGAAGUCCGGAAUAAAUGUAAGUUGGUGCCGUAUGCAAGAUCCCCAGACUCAUAUGUGCCUGUUUCCAACGUCUUGGCUGAUGCUGUUUUAGAUGAUAUGAAAGAAAAUAGUUCUUUGGAUAGUCUUGAUGGAAUUGUGGAAGAAGGAACAAUAUCAAGGAACAAUAUGUUUUAGGAACAGUCUUGUACUUUAUAUUAUCAAGGCGAUUAUAUUUGAGUGUACAUAUAAUUAUUUUGUUGGGGUAACAAUACAUCAGAAAACUAUAUAUGUCAAUUUCUUUAAUAGCUAUAUGAAUACACCGCGCUUAAUCAAACGAAAAUGGGAGUUCAUGAGAGUUGGCAGCGAAAGAUUACAAGAAAAUUUUCGAGAACAUUCUCGUGAACCACACAACCUGAUAAUGUGAGUCUAUGUAGAAAUGAUCCACGCUACACAUAUACACACACACACUAUGCAUAUACUAGACAUAAUAUUUGACGGUAUGGUCUAUCUUCGAGGACCUGCGAAGGCUGGUAAGACCUCUAUACGGACGUUAGGUAACUAGUAUGUAACUUUAAUAUGUGCAUUAUUAUGUUAAUGGUAACAUAAUAAUGCACACAUUAAAGUGACAGACUAGUUACCUAACCUCCGUAUAGAGGUCUUACAACCUAUGUAUAAAUUACAAUAUAAUGAGCUCUGAAAUUGAGCCAUUCCGAAGUUGACGAGUGUUAAAAACGGACGAAAUUAAGAAAUGAACCAAAUCACUAAAAAGACCCUCAAAAUUAGAAAGUAUACAAAGCUUGAAGACGUUUACAUGAAUAGCUUUCGAAUAAUAAGCUUUCGAAAAUUGUGAAAUUACUGAUUAAGCGUCCCCAAAAACAAAAAUUACAGAUGACACCUUUUAUAGUAAAUAUCGCGAUUUUCGAAAGCUUAUUAUUCGAUGGGUAUUCGUUUAAACGUCUUCAAACUUUGUAUGCUUACUAAUUUUGAGGUGAUCAUUUUAGUAAUUUGGUUCAUUUCUUAAAUUGGGCACUUUUUAACACUCGUCCCAGUCUUCUCAUCAACUUCGGAAUAGCUAAUACUCGUACAUGAUGGUACGAAUUCAAUGUUAUAAAGCAAUACCGGUGAAUAAAACAAUUUGAUCUCAUUGCCUUCAUCCUAGCUUCCAAGCAACCCAGGUAAAUCGCGAGAUGCCUGCGGGGAGGCCACCUGCAUCCAAUAUCGUGCUGAAAUUGAAUGUACCUGCCUGCACACAGUGUGGUUCUAUUUUAUUACUUUUUCUUUCACGGCCUUGAACAUCCUUGGAAAGUCCAUGAGUUUUACUCUUCCUGACUUGAACGAACCCUGGAUCGAACGACCUCAAAAAUACUGACAAGAACUUCGACGUUUCGAUUGAACUAAACUGAUCGCUCACGAAUUUCUUGACGAAGGUCCCUCGCUUGAAACAUCAAAGUUCUCCUUAUAUUUUUCAGGCAGUUUGAUCCUGCAGUCCCUCGAGUAUUUUAACCGAGAUCCUUAUAGUAUCUCUUUUAAAUAACUUUAUAUAUGUAUGGCUUAAAAGAUUUAAUCUUUUUUAAUGGCUUUGCCCAUGUAAUUACAGGCAAACUACGUCAAGCAUUACUCUUUUGAGUUCCUAACUUGAUUGCAAUUUUCCGCAUUAACUUUGCAAAUAUGAAAAAAAUCCCUUGAGGGAAUUUUCAAUGUUCCUAAAAUCCAAUUAAAUUUGCCUCAAUUCCUGUUGCAAGUUCUUAACUUCCUGUUACAAGUUCCUAACUUCCUGUUCUGUCACGUGCAUUGUAAUUGGCUAACAAAAAUAAUACACCAAUGACAACGCUCAGAACAGAAAUCAUGAAAUUAAAACAGGAAGUUAGAAACAUUUGCAAAGGUAAUGAGGAAAAUUGCAAUCAAGUUAGAAACUCGAAAGAGGAACGCUUCACGUAGUUUACCUGUAAACCAAAUAAAUUCAACCUAUCACCACUCUAAUAUUUUUAUGUCAACAAAGUCCCAAUUAAUGUUGAAAUCAAUUUCAUUUUCAGGAUUUAUUUAUAAUUCCUUUCCGUUUCAUUCCAAAAUGAAAUUGAAGAAACAGAACUUUUAUUUACGUGAAGUGCCCAAAAGGUUCAAUUUCAGUUUACACUGUUUAAAAGGUGCUUCACACAAUUGUCUUCUACAUUUUUACGAUGUAUGGUUCACACAGUAGACCCAUUCCAGGCGGGAACUAAGAUGGAGGAGUCCGCAAUUAUUUUUGACGAAGAUGAUUCAUCUUCUACGGCCAUAGACCUGGACAAAAACCACGGGUUUGGCCCGAUACCAGAAAACCGCCAGAAACGAGCUGCCUUUGUGUCUGUUGGGUUGUCUUUUAUCAUCAUGGUUGUCCUCCUCGGAGCGUUCACGAAGCCAAAAGACGAACUCUACGCUGUCGAAGGCAACACAAGCAUGUUGUAUGAAGAUGAGAUGUUUUGCAGAAAGAAUGACCAGUAUUAUCACGUUGGUAUUUUUAUCUGGUCUUUAAAUCUUAUUGGUAUUAUCUUGGGAGAAUUUGUGAACCGGUCGUGUCUGAUGUUUGAAGAAUAUUUUCAUUUGUAUACUCGGUAUGGUGGUAGCAAGAGGAAAAUGUUUUGCGCAUGUUUCAGUAAUAUUUCAUUCAGAGCUGUGUUCUUCGCGACAUUGGUUGUAUUCGUUAUCAUUGGCUCCACUCUACUCUCUCAAGGAACGGAAUAUUUCAAGUUUGAGUAUAUUGAGAUCAUCCUAAGCGGUGUUGGAAGCAGCACUCUUGUGCUGUAUCUUCUCAGUUUGGAUACUUUAUCUCGUGUGCAUAUAUCCUCUUUGAUGGAAAAUAACCACAGACUUGCGAACGGUUUAGCAUGGUCUUAUUACUUCGAUUAUUUGAAAAUAAUUCUGCCAGAAUUACGUAAACGAAUUGCAGAGUCAGAGUGGAAAGACAAGUUGUCUUCCAACAAAUUGUUCAUCUUAAUGCCUCGAGACUGUUGGGCUUAUGGAAAGUUGUCAGAAGAAGCAGAAGAUGGGAAGAUUGAACUUGCUGAAGGUGGAGAGAUUGGAUUUGAUGUUACAAGAGCAGGAAUUGAUAAAAGAGUAUAUCGGAAUAAUGUUUACAAGAUAACCGUUGAUGAUUGUGAGCCUCUGCAAGUCUUGGCUGAGUACGCAACACCGCUGUGCUCAAUGUACGACAUGAGCUCUUCAGCCGAGGCGAAUCUCAGCGUAGAAGACCGGGACGAAGAAGCCAAGUUGUUUGUGCGCACACUCGAAGCGAUCCUGAGGAAUCCUGGUGUCCCUGAAGUGCGGAAUAGAUGUAAGUUGGUGCCGUAUGCAAGACUCCCGGAUGUGUCUGUUUCCAAGAUCUUGGCUCAUGCUAUUUUAGAUGAUAUGAAAGAAAAUAGUUCUUUAGAUAGUCUUGAUGGAAUU